Psilocybe cubensis is the source of this 756-nucleotide messenger RNA. RefSeq lists its product as uncharacterized. The record is from RefSeq and is a predicted model, not a curated record. Bases 1 to 756 code for a protein of 251 amino acids. NCBI's taxonomy places the organism in Eukaryota, Fungi, Basidiomycota, Agaricomycetes, Agaricales, Agrocybaceae. The transcript has 2 exons.
AUGUCCCGUUCAACAGAAGUCUUGUAUUCCAAUGACGAUUAUCUUGUACGAUAUCCCGUCCACUCGCCCAGGAAAUAUAUGGUCUCCCAACACCUUCAAGACAAGGGCCUCGAAUUCACAACCGAAUUCGUUGAGUACCCCGACAUUGAGCCCGUUUGCAAAGAAUUGGGCGUUAAACCCACCUCCAAGAAAGAGGAUGGUACCGAUCUCUACACUUUGCCCGCCAUCUACGACCCUUCUACAGGCGUAUACGUCGCCGACUCCUUCCCAAUCGCCCAAUACCUUGACAAAACGUACCCCGACACGCCACCAAUUUUCCCUCGCAACACGGUAGGCCUGCACCGCGCAUUCACACUCUCAUUCGCACAGCACAUUGAACCCCUCUGGGAUUUUAUCAUACCAUACACAUGCUUCAUGCUGAACCCGCGCAGCAGCGAGUAUUUCCGACGUACAAGGGAGGCGUCGUUUGGAAAAACGAUGGAAGAGCUUAUUCCCAAGGGAGACGGAGCGGUCGGGAAUUGGGACGUGCUCCGGGAAGGGUUUAGCAAGAUCGCGUAUGUAUACUCGUUCACGGAUGAUAUGGGGCCGUUCCUCAUGGGAGACGAGAUUACAUGGGGCGAUCUUUUGCUGUGUUCCUUCCUCUCGUGGAUGAAGAUCGUCUGGGGAGAGGACGACCAGAAGUGGAAGGAUGUUAUGAAAUGGGACGGUGGAAGAUGGGAACGACUGUUCAACGAUCUGCAGAAGUAUGCAGUUUAG